Cheilinus undulatus (humphead wrasse) is the source of this 3057-nucleotide messenger RNA. It is a transcript of the gene mcph1, whose product is annotated as microcephalin 1. Gene Ontology annotation, biological process: mitotic cell cycle. The record is from RefSeq and is a predicted model, not a curated record. Lineage: Eukaryota; Metazoa; Chordata; Actinopteri; Labriformes; Labridae. The coding region runs from base 102 to 2609 and encodes 835 amino acids. The transcript is spliced from 15 exons.
AUCAAACUGCACGCGCGAACUAUGCACCCUGUAGUCUGGUACUGUUGGAAACUGCGUAAUUUAAACCUCAUUGCCGGAUAAAGUGAGUCCUGGAGCAAGUAAUGACCACAAGUCCAAUUCUUCAAGAUGUUGUCGCCUAUGUUGAUGUGUGGUCAUCAGACAAAACAGCAAACUACUCUAAACCAUUUGUUCAGCAGCUACAGGAGAUGGGAGCUCAGGUAUCAAAAACAUUCAAUAAACAAGUCACACAUGUAAUUUUCAAAAACGGCCAUCCAGCUACAUGGAGGAAAGCGAAGAAAAGUGAUGUGAAGCUCGUCUCUGUUCUCUGGGUUGGGAGGUGUUAUGAAGAUGGUUUGCGUGUGGAUGAGGAGUUGUUUCCAGCCUUAAAUGAUGAAACAAAUCCUGUGCUGAAAAACAAAAAACACCGCUGCAUGCAGCCAAAAGAUUCCCCAGAGAAGACACCUGAAAACGACAGACGCAUGAAGAAAAAAUUAGAUAAGAUGAUGAGAGACCUACCUCCAAAGCAAACUAUAGUUACAGAAAUGUCGCCCAUCAUUAUUGAUGAGGAGAGCGGCAUAGUCUACAGCCCAGCAUUAAAGAGAUCUGAUUACAUGGCACAACGUUUGAAAGACAUGAAGGAGAAAAGGGAAAACCUCUCACCCACAGCCUCACAGAUGGUCGAAUCCUGCUCACCCACUGGACUGAAGCCGUCUCUUGGGAGCACACCAACUGUCUUCAAAUUUAAGUAUGACCAGUCGGAUGAUGAUUCAUCUGCCUCUGCUGCUGAACCUUGUUACUCACCAGAUAAGGAAGAAGGGAGAACGAAAGUUGAUGUUAUAAGCCAUGACCAUCUCGAUACAUGCCACAGAAAGGUUUCUGAGAAGCCCUGGCUGUCACCCUGCCGCGAUGUGCCAGAACGGAUUCCAAGUCCAAGUUUGAAAUGUCCCAGCAUCAAGGACAAAGAGGGUGGAGAAGGAAAUAAAACUAAAAAAUCAAGACGGACUUCAGUCAGAAAAAAGCUCGCAGAGACGCCUACAUCUGUGGGUUUGUUGGAAAGCCUUCAAAAGGAUCAGAGAUCAGAUAAUUACAAGAACAUUCAACAAGAAAAAAGUCAAAUACAGACAAAACUGCAAAGCCCACCACCUCACACUUCUGAAAAGGGAAAGGGAAAACUGAAAGCAGUUAAAUCCCUCACACAGACUAAGGCCCGCUCUCUUUCUGACACUGUGAAACUUUCUAGUUGUUUCUCACCACCAGCUAAGCCAACUGAUGCUGCUGAUAAAAAGUCAAAAGAAACUUCUUCUCCAUUAGAGAAAAAGCCCAAACGAGCCAGACAAUCAUUUUCUGCGCUGGUACGAUCUUUUAAAGCAUCCAGUGACUCUAAAAAUGUUGCCUCUAGCUCCACUGAUUGUGAUGAUAAUGUGUUUGAGGACCUCUUCUCCCCCGCUAACCUCCAGAGAUCGAAGAGCUCUGCUUUGCUUCGUCUACCUGCAGAGAAAAAACCCUUCUUUCCAAUUCCAUUUGACCUGGAUUCUGUACCACAGAAGAAGAAACAAAGAAGAAGUGAAAGUAUGGGAUCUGAAGCUAGCAGUCAAAAGAAAAGGAAAUUCGAAGAAGGCCAGAGUGGCAAGAAUCAACAAGAGCCAGUUCAUGCAAUCAGUGACCCUCUGAUUGAUCCGCAGCAGGAUUUGAAAGAAUCUGUGCCUGCAUUAGAAACUUAUUCAACAGCCUAUGUCAAACCUGUGGACAAAAGGCAAAAACAAAGCACCGUGCCAUUUACAAGUACUGGCACAACCACAAAUGCUGCAGUUAAAAAGAGAAGAGCUUCUACCUCAGUGCAACCGACAAUGCUAACAGACGCUGAGGCGGAGUCAAAGCAGCAAAAAAAGUUUGCUGCCAGUGCCCUCUCCAGUAGCUCAGAAAGUAGAGGAAAUGAAUGUAAAGUUGCAGCUGGUGUAACAGAGAUCGCCUCUAAAGAAGAACAAAAUCCAACAAAGCCAAUCAGCUUGUGUGCUCAGAAAAUGGUCAACAAAACAACGGCCAGGAGAACAUUGGUCAUGACGAGUAUGCCCACUGAGAAGCAACAAACUGUGUAUCAGGUGGUGAAAUCCUUGGGUGGUUUUUCAGUUGUUGAUCGGGUGUGUGAGAACACGACGCAUGUGAUUUCUGGAGGCCAACGGCGGACUCUGAAUAUUCUGUUGGGCAUAGCGCGAGGCUGCUGGAUCCUCUCCUUUGAAUGGAUUCUCUGGUCUUUGGAGCAACGACAGUGGAUUCCUGAGGAACCGUAUGAACUGUCAGACCCGUUCCCCGCAGCACAGAUCUGUCGUCUCCAGAGGCACCUGUCCGCUGGGGAGCACCAACAGGAUCUGUUCCAGGACCAGCCGGCUAUGUUCGUGUCCCAGCACUCCCAGCCACCCACUCAGAGUCUGGUGGAGCUGAUCCUGCUCUGUGGAGGGAAAGUCUGCAAAACUGUGCGACAGGCGGGAAUCUGCAUUGGGAAGUACAGCGGCAGGAGACCAGAGGGGAGCAGGAUUGUGUCCGAGCAGUGGGUGCUGGACAGUAUCACAUAUUUGAAGCGGCUGUCGUAUGACAACUACGACCUGGAGUGAAGGAGGAGUUUUACUGAUCUUUUCUGGACAGCGAUGGGUCAAUGACUGUUGUUUCUACCUUUCUUGUGCAGGUUUAACAUCUACCUUUUCAGAUGUGUUCAGAGGCUUUACAUAAAUCCUCUCACAUAUCCCCCUUUCAAAGACUUUAUUGCCCUGUUACCAUGGUAACCUGGCAUUUCUGGGGACUAUCAACCAUUCAGCAACGGCUGAAUAAGUUACUGUGAAUAUGGUAAACUGCUUUUACACAGUAUUAUUUUAUCCACUACUGUAUAACAACAUGUCCGUAGAGGUGGGGUUAUCUUUUCUUCCAUUUUAGAAAAACCCUCUGAGCCAGUUCAACACUCUAAUGAAGAUAACACUCUGUUCACUUCUACCAGUGUUUUAUAAUGUCAUUGUUGAUAUUACUUUUUUAAUCAGUGUUUUUAAUAAAGCCCAUUUGUUUUCUUGA